Carlito syrichta (Philippine tarsier) is the source of this 312-nucleotide messenger RNA. It is a transcript of the gene COXFA4L2, whose product is annotated as NDUFA4, mitochondrial complex associated like 2. NCBI's taxonomy places the organism in Eukaryota, Metazoa, Chordata, Mammalia, Primates, Tarsiidae. The record is from RefSeq and is a predicted model, not a curated record. The transcript is spliced from 4 exons. The coding region runs from base 1 to 264 and encodes 87 amino acids.
AUGGCAGGAACCAGUCACGCGGCCCGCUUUUACAGGCAGAUCAAGAGACAUCCGGCCCUCAUCCCGAUGAUCGGCUUCAUCGGCCUGGGCAUGGGCAGCGCCGCGCUCUACUUGCUGCGACUCGCCCUGCGCAGCCCCGACGUCUGCUGGGACCGAAAGAACAACCCCGAGCCCUGGAACCGCCUGAGCCCCAAUGACCAGUACAAGUUCCUCGCCGUUUCCACUGACUAUAAGAAGCUGAAGAAGGACCGGCCGGACUUCUAAGCCAGGCUAAACCGCAGCCAGCCAGUCCCCUCACUUCUUGCAGUCCUC